Messenger RNA from Lottia gigantea (owl limpet), 1674 nucleotides. RefSeq lists its product as hypothetical. Lineage: Eukaryota; Metazoa; Mollusca; Gastropoda; Lottiidae. Gene Ontology annotation, biological process: protein phosphorylation. Gene Ontology annotation, molecular function: calmodulin binding; ATP binding; calcium/calmodulin-dependent protein kinase activity. Bases 37 to 1044 code for a protein of 335 amino acids. The transcript has a single exon. The record is from RefSeq and is a predicted model, not a curated record.
GCAAAAUCAAAAUGGCUGAUAAAACAGUAUAACAAAAUGAGUCGGAAAACGAAGGAGAAGCCCAAGGAAAGGGAUUUCGAGGAUGUUUACAGCUUAGGACAAGUGAUCGGGAGAGGAGCCUAUUCUACUGUAUAUAAAUGUGAGCAAAAAGGAACUGGGAUAUUUUGGGCAGUGAAGGUUAUAGAUAAAAAGAAACAUAAACACUUGAUAUCGACUGAAGUGGGCAUUUUGUUAAAAUUGAAACAUCCAAAUAUCGUUCGUUUUAAAGAGGCGUUGCAGACGCCCACGCGAGCUUACUUGGUGCUAGAAUAUGUUACAGGCGAGGAACUGUUCGAAAGAAUUACCAAAAAAGGACAUUAUUCGGAGAAGGAUGCUGCCAAGGCGGUCAAAGACAUUUGUAGUGCGGUCGACUAUUUACAUCGAAAUGGAAUCGUUCACAGAGACCUGAAACCCGAAAAUAUGCUCUACGAAAACCCAACCGAAGGUGCUCAUUUAAAAAUUACUGACUUUGGGUUAUCGAAAAUUCUCGGCAAUGAUCUCACAAUGUCGACUGUUUGUGGAACGCCAAUGUAUUGUGCCCCGGAAGUGCUCGAAGGGAAAAUUUAUACACAGUCCGUUGACCUUUGGAGCAUCGGUGUUAUCACUUAUAUUUUACUCUCAGGAUACGAGCCCUUUAUUGCAGAGAACGACGCAGAAAUAUAUAAGAAAAUUAUAAAGUGCGAGUAUGAGUUCGAUUCACCGUACUGGGACUCGAUCAGCCAGAACGCUAAGGAUCUCAUCAGACGACUCCUGUCACGUGAUCCCAAGAAGCGAUUAUCAGUAACAGCUGCUCUUCAACAUCAUUGGGUUCGAGGAACAGCGAAUAAAAACGUUCACAUGGAGGCAUGCGUUGAACAUAUCAAAGAUUUCAACGCCAAACGAAAACUAAAGAAGGCUACGGAAACUGUUUUGGCCGUAGCCAAGGCAACGCGACACAUACCUCUUGACUUUAUGAAAAUGGUAAAUAUUGGUGAUGCAGAAACCAGUCCAGAACCAAAAACGUAGACCCCGAAAAGUUAGAUGAAAUGAAUGGGAGUUUUAGAGCUUGGGUGAAGAACAACUCUCAGGUGGCAAUUUUUGUUGUGUUUUAAAUCAAAUGUCUCAUAAAUUAGAAUUCUAUUCAUAUCCAACGACCAAAACAGUUUUUGUAUGACUUUAAAGGAAAAUGCGACAAACCUAGCAUUGUAGCAAUGCCAUGACGAGCAGUAAAAUAACAAUAAUUGACAGGACAAGUGUGACGCAACAAACAGGAAUACGACGGACGUGACGCGACAAACAGGGACAUGACGUGAAUGACGCGACAAACAGGGAUAUGACCAGUGUGACACAACAAUCAGGGACAUGACGAGCGUGAUGCAACAAACAGGGACAUGACGAGCGUGACGCGACAAACAGGGACACGACGAUCGUGACGCGCCAAACAUGGACAAGACAAGCGUGACGCGACUUACAGGGACAUGGCGAGCAGUACCAUGACGUGAAUUAGAAUUUCACUGAAUGAAAGAAGCCAUUUAUAUAAUUUUUAUUUUUUAACUUUUAUUGUUAUUGGUUAAAUUUUUGAAAGUAUUUUGAUGUUUUUUUAUUAUUAUUUUUUACGGUUUGAUAGAAUAAUAAAGAAUUUUGAAUUGAAAUGUU